Apaloderma vittatum (bar-tailed trogon) is the source of this 1400-nucleotide messenger RNA. RefSeq names its product polo-like kinase 1 (gene PLK1). The record is from RefSeq and is a predicted model, not a curated record. NCBI's taxonomy places the organism in Eukaryota, Metazoa, Chordata, Aves, Trogoniformes, Trogonidae. Gene Ontology annotation, biological process: protein phosphorylation; regulation of cytokinesis; mitotic cell cycle. The annotation marks the transcript as partial. Gene Ontology annotation, molecular function: protein binding; ATP binding; protein serine/threonine kinase activity. The transcript has 8 exons. Gene Ontology annotation, cellular component: centrosome; spindle pole; cytoplasm.
GGUGACUUUGGCCUGGCCACCAAAGUGGAGUACGACGGCGAGCGCAAGAAGACCCUGUGCGGGACCCCCAACUACAUUGCCCCGGAGGUGCUGGGCAAGAAGGGGCACAGCUUCGAGGUGGAUAUCUGGUCCAUCGGCUGCAUCAUGUACACCCUGCUGGUGGGGAAACCGCCUUUUGAAACCUCUUGUCUAAAAGAAACGUACCUCCGAAUCAAGAAGAACGAGUACACCAUUCCCAAGCACAUCAACCCUGUAGCCGCUAACCUCAUCCAGAAGAUGCUGAGGUCCGACCCUGCCACGCGCCCAACUGUCGACGAGUUGCUGAAUGACGAGUUCUUCACAUCGGGCUACAUCCCCAGCCGCUUGCCCACCAGCUGUCUCACCGUUGCGCCCAGGUUUUCGAUUGCUCCCAGUGGACUUGAACUGAACGGGCGAAAGCCGCUGACGGCGCUCAACAAAGGACCAGACAGCCCCGCGCUGGAGAACUUGCCUGAGAAGGAAGACGUGGCUGGGCUGCGGGAGCUGGGGGAUGCUGUGGACUGUCACUUAGCUGACAUGUUACAGCAGCUCACUGCUGUCAACUCGGCCAAGCCCUCCGAGAGAGUGCCAGUGAGACAAGAAGAAGCCGAGGACCCAGCCUGCAUUCCCAUCUUCUGGGUUAGCAAAUGGGUGGACUACUCAGAUAAAUAUGGUCUAGGUUACCAGCUGUGUGACAACAGUGUUGGGGUGCUCUUCAAUGACUCAACUCGUCUUAUCAUGUACAACGAUGGGGACAGCUUGCAGUACAUCGAGCAGAACAGCACCGAGUCCUAUUUCACUGUGAGAUCCUACCCUGCUGCCUUGAACAAGAAGAUAACACUAUUGAAAUACUUCCGCAACUACAUGAGCGAGCACUUGCUGAAAGCGGGUGCCAACAUCACGCCGCGGGAAGGGGACGAGCUGGCCCGGUUGCCCUACCUCUGCACGUGGUUCCGCACCCGCAGCGCCAUCAUCCUGCACCUCAGCAACGGCACCGUGCAGAUCAACUUCUUCCAGGACCACACCAAAAUCAUCUUGUGCCCUCUCAUGGCUGCCGUCACGUACAUAGAUGAGAAACGGGACUUCCGCACGUACAAGCUGAGCCUCAUCGAGGAACACGGGUGCUGCAAGGAGCUGGCCAGCCGACUCCGCUACGCUCGCACCAUGGUGGAGAAGCUCCUUAGCUCAAAGUCUGGCUCGGCUCGUGUGAAGCCAUCUGCUUAAGCCUCAUUCUCGAUGGACUCAACGUCUGUGCCAAAGUGUCCCAGCUGCGGGCAGGGAGGUCUCGCAGCAUCCCUGCUCACACAGCAACCUCCUGUUGCAGUCGGGCUUCCGCUCCUGGGUAUGGUCUAGUUGCCGCAAGGAAGCCCCUGAUGCUGUGG